AUGGCAAGUGACGCGCCAGAGGCUACGGACUCGCAGCCAGUCACACAAAAUGGUCAACUAGAACCUCGCGAAAUUCCCGACGGACCAAACCCUCCCCCUCCUGAACUCUCAGUUGGGCAAGAGCCCAAACUGCCAACUCGAAAGGACACCUCAUUGCGGGAGUUUCUGAACAAAAUCGACGACUAUGCGCCCAUUAUCCCCGACGCCGUGACAAGCUACUACAUGACAAAGGCUGGCUUGCCUCCUCCGCCGCAAACCGACCCUCGUCUCGCUCGACUCCUGGCUCUUGCAACCCAGAAGUUCAUUGCUGAUAUCGCCGCCGACGCGUACCAGUAUAGUCGCAUCCGCGCGUCAAGCAACACCAAUAACCCCAUGGGCACGCUAGGCGCCGCUGCGGGCUUCCCGAUCCCCGGACAACAGGCAGGCCAACCAGGUAACAAGGAUCAAGGGAAGGGCGCGCCUCUGGGUAUUCAGCGGCCUGGAUACGGCGGCGGCGGCCAAGGCGGCAGCCAAAACCGAACCGUUUUGACCAUGGAAGAUCUGGGCAUGGCGGUUGGGGAGUACGGCGUCAACGUCAAACGCAGCGAGUUCUAUCGCUAG
Molecule: messenger RNA, 600 nt
Organism: Pochonia chlamydosporia 170
Lineage: Eukaryota; Fungi; Ascomycota; Sordariomycetes; Hypocreales; Clavicipitaceae
Product: transcription factor TAF25
Exons: 2
Coding region: 1-600 (199 amino acids)
Biological process (GO): transcription initiation at RNA polymerase II promoter
Cellular component (GO): transcription factor TFIID complex; SAGA complex; nucleus
Molecular function (GO): RNA polymerase II general transcription initiation factor activity; promoter-specific chromatin binding
Source: RefSeq, a predicted model, not a curated record